Messenger RNA from Pieris rapae (cabbage white), 1583 nucleotides. RefSeq names its product MOB kinase activator-like 2 (gene Mob2). Gene Ontology annotation, cellular component: cytoplasm; nucleus. Gene Ontology annotation, molecular function: protein kinase activator activity. Gene Ontology annotation, biological process: positive regulation of protein phosphorylation; signal transduction. The transcript is spliced from 3 exons. Bases 717 to 1454 code for a protein of 245 amino acids. NCBI's taxonomy places the organism in Eukaryota, Metazoa, Arthropoda, Insecta, Lepidoptera, Pieridae. The record is from RefSeq and is a predicted model, not a curated record.
AUCGUAUUUUCUAUUUCGUUUCUCGCGAGCGGUACAUAUAUUGUAGUAUACAUACUGUAGGUAUACCUAUCUACUUGUAAUGCUCUGAUUCACUUGGUCGUUCUGGCCAGUCAGGCUUUAUCGUUGCUCGGUGUAUACUAACUUCCUGCUUUCCAUUGCAACCUACCUAAAUUCACAAAAACAACAUAGCUACGUAGUCGGAGACGGUCAAGGAUUUAUAAACUCAAUCGACUCUAUCGAGUUGCAAGAAAACCGCGAUUGGCUAGUGUCGACUGUCGCCGUCUAUUUCUAUUACUUAAUGACCUUUUACCCUAUAUUUCUAGGCUUAUAUCAGUCCCCUAAAGAUGGGGAGUCGGAUAGUCGUAUCCUCAGAAUCCUAGAUUUCAAGAUUGUUAUUUACUCAUCAUGUAUGACAUUGAUAUAAAUCGCCGUUGUGACAUAUUAAGUGCGUGGCUUGCGCUGUAGUAAUAAUAAUUGCGAGAUGAGAUAGAAAUAGUUGAGCGGCAGUGGUGCGAGAGGGACGGGCGAAGCGAAAGAGGUCGGCGCGCGGGCCGCGGGCGACGGGCUGCAGUCGCCGAUCGCUAGUCGAGUAGUCUGUUAGUGAUUGCACAGUGAGACGAGUGGGCAGUCAGCGUCCGCUGCCACGUCCUUUCGCUUCGCAGUGGGCUUUUUCGGGGUGAAAGUGGUGUGUGCAGUGCGAUGCGGGAUGUGCCGCCAUGGACGGAUACUUGAACAUACUGUUCACUUGGCUCUCCACACUGCUCAAUAAGUUCUAUCUCACGAAAGGGCGGCGUAAAGAGCGCGAGGGCGAAGGCGACCCGAAGCUGUAUCUGCAGGAGGCGCUGCUCGAGCGUCAACUGCCCGAGCUGGACCUGAGGCAGCUCGUGGAACUGCCGCGAGGCCUCGACCUCAACGAGUGGCUGGCCUCGCACACGCUGCCGCUGUUCGAGCACGUCAACCUGCUGUACGGCACCGUGUCCGAAUUCUGCACGGCGGCCGGCUGCGGCGACAUGGCGGGGCCCGGCGGCCGCGUCUACGCCUGGUACGACGAGCGCGGCAAGAAGACGCGGCUGGCGGCGCCGCAGUACGUCGACUGCGUGAUGACCUUCGUGCAGCGGACCAUCCACGACGAGGCCGUGUUCCCCACCAAGUACGCCAACGAGUUCCCGCCCGGCUUCGACGCGGUCCUGCGACGAGUGCUGCGCCUCCUGUACCACGUGCUGGCGCACCUCUACGCCGCGCACUUCCGCCACCUGGCGCUGCUGCGCCUGCACAAGCACCUGCACCUGACCUUUGCGCACCUCACCGCACUCGACCGCCGCUACGCGCUGCUCGACCACAAGGAGACCGAGGUGCUGCGUGACCUGGAAGUGGCGCUGCGCCUGACGGAGCCCGACGAGGCUUCGCCGAGGCGCCGUUCGCCGGUCGUCACGCAGCCCUCGGCCUCGGCGUGAUUCAUUGUUAACUCUUGUAAAUAUUUCGCUCUGUUAAGUAGUUCUAGGAGAUGACUAGUUUAUAAAUUUGUGAUUGCUUUGGUUGUAAAUAAAAGUGAUAUUUGUUUAACUAAUAAACUGAAAGCUUUA